GCCUCAGCUCCACGUCAAGUCAGUCAGUCGCUCGUUCAGAAUCUCCCUUCCUGAAAACAGUCGCAAUUCACAUUAUGCCCGCACUUACAUCAGAGAGUACCAAGCGGAAAGCUUCGGAGGAGGCCCUUUCCCCAGAUUCGCAGCAACGGAGCAAGAAAGCGCGCACCGAUUCUCCGGGGGAGGAGCUUAAGACAGAAGAUGAACCCCUCGAUAAGCCGCCCAUGAGGAUUGUCCCGUUCCCGGAGAAGCCGGCCGUACUCGAAGAGCGUCGUGGUGAGAUUGAGUUUCGUGUGGUCAACAACGAUGGCUCGCGCGACAGUUUCGUCGUCCUCACCGGCCUCAAGUGUAUCUUCCAGAAACAACUCCCCAAAAUGCCCAAGGACUAUAUCGCGCGCUUAGUCUACGACCGGUCGCAUCUGUCUAUCGCAAUCGUCAAGCAUCCCCUGGAAGUGGUCGGAGGCAUCACAUACCGUCCGUUCAACAGUCGCCGCUUUGCCGAGAUCGUCUUCUGUGCCAUCUCUUCUGACCAGCAAGUCAAAGGAUAUGGUGCGCAUCUCAUGUCCCAUUUGAAGGAUUACGUCAAGGCGACAUCGGACAUCAUGCAUUUUUUAACCUACGCUGAUAACUACGCUAUCGGAUACUUCAAGAAGCAGGGUUUCACUAAAGAAAUCACGCUGGAUAAGUCUGUCUGGAUGGGAUACAUCAAGGAUUACGAGGGAGGAACAAUCAUGCAGUGUACCAUGCUGCCCACGAUACGCUAUCUCGAGGUUGGCCGCAUGCUUCUCAAACAGAAGGAGGCGGUCCAUGCGAAGAUCCGGGCGUUCAGUCGGUCACACAUCAUCCAUGCGCCCCCCAAGGAGUGGAAGAACGGAGCAUGCAAGAUCGAUCCCUUGCUGAUCCCAGCUAUCAAAGAGUCGGGAUGGUCGCCCGAUAUGGACGAGUUGGCCCGCCAGCCCCGCCACGGGCCGAACUACAAUCAACUUCUGCAUCUGCUCAAUGACAUGCAGAACCACAGUGCCGCGUGGCCGUUCACACAACCGGUCAACCGAGACGAAGUGCCGGAUUACUAUGAAGUCAUCAAAGAACCCAUGGACCUGUCGACGAUGGAGGAGAAACACGAGAAGGAUAUGUACCCGACGCCGCAAGACUUCAUCAAGGAUGCCAUGUUGAUCUUCGACAACUGCCGAAGGUACAACAACGAGAACACGCCGUAUGCCAAGAGUGCCAACAAGCUGGAGAAGUUCAUGUGGCAGCAGAUACGAAACAUUCCGGAGUGGUCGCAUUUGGCCGAGAAUCACUGAACAGGUGGUUGUGUAGUCUUUUGGUGCGUAGGCGUUGCUAAUUGGCGUUUGGUUCUGUGUGUGUGUGUGAUGAACGAAUACCCAAAGUUAUGAGAACAUGGAGC
This is a messenger RNA of Aspergillus brunneoviolaceus CBS 621.78, 1405 nucleotides long. It is a transcript of the gene gcnE, whose product is annotated as histone acetyltransferase GCN5. The transcript has 7 exons. NCBI's taxonomy places the organism in Eukaryota, Fungi, Ascomycota, Eurotiomycetes, Eurotiales, Aspergillaceae. Gene Ontology annotation, cellular component: histone acetyltransferase complex. The coding region runs from base 75 to 1301 and encodes 408 amino acids. Gene Ontology annotation, molecular function: protein binding; histone H3 acetyltransferase activity. Gene Ontology annotation, biological process: chromatin remodeling; positive regulation of transcription by RNA polymerase II. The record is from RefSeq and is a predicted model, not a curated record.